AUGUCUGCUCGUCCCCAGAACAUUGGUAUCAAGGCCAUUGAGGUCUACUUCCCCAGUCAGUGUGUCGACCAGGCGGAGUUGGAGAAGUUCGAUGGAGUGAGUGAGGGAAAGUACACAAUUGGUCUGGGACAGACUAAGAUGAGCUUCUGUGAUGACCGUGAGGACAUCUACUCCAUUGCUCUGACCACCUGCUCCUCCCUCCUUCGCAAGUACAACAUCGACCCCAAGUCUAUCGGUCGUCUUGAGGUCGGCACAGAGACCCUUCUUGACAAGUCCAAGUCGGUUAAGUCGGUGCUGAUGCAGCUGUUUGCUCCUCAUGGAAACACCAACAUUGAGGGUGUCGACACCGUCAAUGCUUGCUAUGGUGGUACCAACGCUGUAUUCAACAGCAUAAACUGGGUUGAGUCUUCUGCCUGGGACGGCAGAGAUGCCAUUGUUGUCUGCGGAGACAUUGCCCUCUAUGCCAAGGGAGCUGCCCGCCCCACUGGUGGUGCUGGUGCCGUCGCCAUGCUGAUCGGUCCUGAUGCCCCUAUUGUGUUCGAGCCUGGUCUCCGUGGCAGUUACGUCACCCACGCUUAUGAUUUCUUCAAGCCCGAUCUCACUAGCGAAUACCCCGUCGUUGAUGGCCAUUUCUCACUCAGGUGCUAUACCGAGGCUGUUGAUGCUUGCUACAAGGCCUAUGCCGCUCGUGAAAAGGUGCUCAAGGCCAAGGUUCAGAAUGGCACAAACGGAGUCCAGGAUGAGACCAAGACUCCCCUCGACCGCUUUGACUACAUCCUGUUCCACGCCCCAACCUGCAAGCUGGUGCAGAAGUCCUAUGGCCGCAUGCUCUACAAUGACUACCUCGCCAACCCCAGCCACCCCGCCUUUGCCGAAGUGCCUUCUGAACUGCGUGACUUGGAUUACGACAAGUCUUUCACCGACAAGACCGUCGAGAAGACCUUCAUGGGUCUGACCAAGAAAAUCUUCGCUGAGCGUGUGCGUCCCGGUCUCGACGUUGCCACCCUGUGUGGUAACAUGUACACGGCCACCGUCUAUGCCGGUCUCGCGAGCUUGCUCAGCAACGUCACCUUCGAUCCUAGUCAGCCCAAGCGCAUCGCCCUCUUCUCGUACGGUAGCGGCCUCGCCAGCUCCAUGUUCAGUGUCAAGAUUGUCGGUGAUGUCUCCGGGAUGGUUGAGAAGCUUGACUUGCACAAGCGCCUCAACGCCAGAACCGUCCUACCUCCUCAGGCUUAUGAUGACAUGUGCAAUUUGCGUGAGCACGCCCACUUGAAGAAGAACUUCAAGCCUACCGGCAACACCGACACGCUCUUCCCCGGUACUUACUACCUGACCGAGAUUGACGACAUGUUCCGACGAAAGUAUGAAAUCAAGGCAUAG
Molecule: messenger RNA, 1380 nt
Organism: Aspergillus udagawae
Lineage: Eukaryota; Fungi; Ascomycota; Eurotiomycetes; Eurotiales; Aspergillaceae
Gene: erg13
Product: hydroxymethylglutaryl-CoA synthase
Exons: 4
Coding region: 1-1380 (459 amino acids)
Biological process (GO): ergosterol biosynthetic process; acetyl-CoA metabolic process
Molecular function (GO): hydroxymethylglutaryl-CoA synthase activity
Source: RefSeq, a predicted model, not a curated record